This is a messenger RNA of Myotis lucifugus (little brown bat), 937 nucleotides long. RefSeq names its product testis expressed 26 (gene TEX26). The transcript is spliced from 7 exons. Gene Ontology annotation, cellular component: cytoplasm. NCBI's taxonomy places the organism in Eukaryota, Metazoa, Chordata, Mammalia, Chiroptera, Vespertilionidae. Bases 1 to 885 code for a protein of 294 amino acids. The record is from RefSeq and is a predicted model, not a curated record.
AUGGCACAGCCUGGGCCGGAGGCCCCCUACCCCUCUCAAUGUGGCCGCAAGAUUCGGCCUGGUAAUACCCACUGGGACUCCUAUGCUACCACGAUGAAGACUGCAUUCACGCCUAAGACAGGAGCAAUACCUGCUUUAAUUUGUCAAAAAAGCAUCCGAAGAUUAGGAUAUACAUAUUCACUUAGUGAUUCUCUUCACAAUCGGACACAAUACAAUGAUGAGUACAUUUGGAAGUUACGUUCUAAAGAAGAUUUUAUCAAAGCUAGGACUCCAAGAGAGAUUGGGAGUCACAAUUCUCACUCCAGUCAAGACUUCUUUCACUGGACACUACCUCCAGUUCACUCAACAUCAGUGAAGAGGUACUUCCCUUGGAAAAUCGCUGCUUCGAUGGACAAGGUCAGGAACGCUGUAUCUAAUCAGUUUAUUUCCCAUACUAGGCGAGACUUUGUGGACAGAGCCGAAGCUCAGAAGAUUAAGCAAAGUUCUCAGAUGUUUCUGGAACGGAAAAAGUUACUUUCCCACCCCACAGACACCGAAUUUCGACGCAAUUACCAAGUUCCAGCUAAAAUUCCUGAGUUUCAGGAUUUUAGUUUCAAAUAUGGAUGCAACUCACGCCCACCAAUCGCUUCUCAGGGUCUAGUCCCUUCCGUACUAUGCAGCCACAUGAAGAAUCAGGACCGCACCAAGAAGCAGACCAUAUACCAGAGUGACUACGGGAAAGCCUACCUGGAUUUCUUAAUGAUCUUGAACUCAUUUACUCCCUCUCAAGUAACCGAGUACCUGCAAAGUGUUUCCUGCAAAGACAGAAAAAUUCUUGAUCGCUUUAUUCGCUCUUACUAUGACAUUGACAAAGGGAUGAAUGAAAAAGGAAAACAGUCCAAGUGAAGAAAAUCUGAAAAUCAAUGAAAGGGCCUAUGGGGCCAUUUUAUAAAAAUAU